This is a messenger RNA of Besnoitia besnoiti, 2904 nucleotides long. RefSeq lists its product as uncharacterized. Bases 1 to 2904 code for a protein of 967 amino acids. NCBI's taxonomy places the organism in Eukaryota, Apicomplexa, Conoidasida, Eucoccidiorida, Sarcocystidae. The transcript has 14 exons. The record is from RefSeq and is a predicted model, not a curated record.
AUGGAGAUCGCGUCGGCGGGGCGGCGUCGUUCAGGCUGCCUUUCUGUCCGUCCUUUGUUUUCUCGCAGGUCUUCUUCGUCUCGUCAAGGGACCUCUCGCAUGUCGCCUUCUUCCCUAGAUCUUCUCUCUUGUGGGUCUUCGCUGUCUUCCUCUCUCACGGGAGUCUCCAAGCCCGUUCAGCGGCUGCGUGGCGUCGAGUCCGCGUCUCGCGCACACGUCUCCUGUUUGUCCGAUUCUCUCUCCUCUCCCUCGUCACCGCCUCCAGGCUCGCUCCCUUUGCAUGGGAAAAACGCGGCUGGUCGCGCGACUUCUGCGCGGUCGCGCACUCGAGCGAAAAUGCGGGCGACUGUCGUAGGCCUCGUUGGGCUCGUAGGGUCGCUGCUCGCCGGCGCCCCGCGGCAAGCGAGUGCCUUCCCGUUUCCUUUGGCGUCGGCCGCGUCCUCUUCCCGCUCUGCGCCCUCUUCUUCCGGGCACCUGCCUAACGGCCCUCUGGCUUCUCCACCUGCAUCGCCAGGGAGCAGCGACGUGCUGCAGGCUCUCGAGGCGGCGGGAUACGCGCGGAACUACGCGCGCAUCAACGGCGCGCAGUCGCACGCGCUUCCGCGUCAGCUCUCCUCCUCGCCUGAUUUUCUCCCGCCUCGCGCCGACUCCGCAUCCACGCCGCCGAGCCCCCACUCUCCGAUGCCGCUCCCCCCCUCGGGUCCGCUCGCAGGCGCGUCUUGGGCGGCGCCCAGCCUCGUCGCGCGGAAUCUCUCGGUGUCGCCUGCGCCUGCGCACUACGCCGGCGCGUCGUCGCCGUCUUCGGUGGGGUUCGUGGGGAAGCAGUCGCACCGCGUGAAGCUGGAGCACUGCAGCGGCCUCGACGUGUUCCUGGUCUCCAACUUGCCUUCGAACCUCGCCGCGCGCUACCCGGCCUUCGCUGCGCGAGAGGCCCAAGAGGGCGGAGGCUUGCCGCUGCUGCACCAUGUGCAUCUGCAAGAGUCUGCGGCUGCGGGCGACGCGAAGGCGAACGACGCCGUCCAGCGAAAAGUCGCCGCCCAGGCGCUGGAGCAAGACGCGGUCGCGAACCCGAGAGUCGUCGUGGAGCAGUCCAGAACCACGCCGCUCUGGAACAUGCAAAGCCCCACAGACAGAGACGGCCUGCCGGUGAUCCGCAUCGCGGAGGGAGCGGCGUCGGUGUUUCGCAUGUCGGCGCCGGUGGCUGGCUUGGGAGACAUGCUGUCGGCGCUCUUGGAGAUGCCCGUGAUGAGUGUGGAGAUCCACGCAGAUUACAGCAUCGCGCUGUCGUAUCGGCUGAACGCGGCGGAGGGGCGGCAGCUGCACCACACCCACGUCGACGCGAAGCACCGGCCGAUCGCAGACCUCGACCUGCAGUACCUGAAGUGCCGCGACCCACUCGCGGACGAACUCGAAGUCGAUUUGGAGGAGGCAAAGCGCCACGCGCCCGCAGUGAACGUCACUGUCUGGACCCACGGAUGCGAUCCCGUCAGCUUCUACUGGAAAGUCGUCUGCGCGGGCAACGAACGCCACCUCCAGCACGCCGCUCACGGCCUCCACAUCGGCACGCCUAGGCCGGCGGAGAAGCUGGCUUUAGAGCGCGGCGCGGGCGACUCUGUCUCAGGAGACUUUGCGACUUUGAGUGCGGCGGCUAGGCGGCGCCGGCUGAAGCUCCUGACCCAGUUGGACGGAGAUUUGGUGGUUGACGGAGUGUCGACGCCGCUCUGCUCAGACGUGCGGAGACCGCGGGUCUCCGUGCCCAAGGAAAACUCAUUUAUGGAUUUUUUCGUCUGGUGCAAAGGCUGCUCGACGGGCAAGGUGGACAUGCAUCUCCCGAGCGUAGCGGCGGAUUUGGAUGUCAUGUAUCCCGUGCUGCAUCACUUUCACUCCGAGGCUUCGCGGGAGGCGCUGGACGCGGACGCGGUGACGCCAGGCAUCGUGCCGCAGUCCCACGUCACGGCCGUCGACAUCAAAGAAGGAGAAGAAGAUCGCGACGUCCACCACUUCCGCAUCGACUUCAACUGCAAAGCAGAAGGCGAUUCCAUCGUGGCGCUGGAGUUCCUUUUGCACGGCUCCAAGGCUAUACAAGUCUUCAUUCGCAAGCACUGCGCAGCUCCGGCGGGGGAUGCGGCGCCCGACCCCGUGUGUGCGACCGGCAUUCCGAGUCCCGACGGAACGGCGUGCUGCGCGGCCAAGUGCGAAGUCUGCGGAGGCGAGCACUGCCACGAGAGAGCAGGAUCUGUCGAUGAGUGCUGCGUGACGCACAUCCACGCUCGCGGCCAGUUUUGCGCGUCCAAACCACCGCCCUGCGUCAUACGCUCGUUGAACGAAGACACGGCCUCUGCGGCCGCUCGCACGAACUCCGCGCUCCAGCUCGCCGAGCAGCAGGCGCAAGCGUCGCCCUCCGUCGUCUUUUCCACCGCACAUUUCCUCUCCUGGCUGGCGUGGCUGCUUCUUCGCGGGGCUCUGCUGCUGCUGUCUAUGCUUUACCUCUACACGGUGUUGCACCGCCUCGUCAUCUUGCGGCUGCCGCUGAGCGCUGCUUUGUUGCCUUCGCUUCCCCAGCUCUUUCAAACGGGCUGCAUGGCGUUCGGCGCGUUGAGGCACUUUUAUCUUUCGAAGCUGCAAGUUUUUACCUCGAAGCGGCACGCCUACACGUCGUUCGAGGAGCCUCCUGCGACGCCCGCGUCUUCGUGGGCGGGGGACUUUUCGGUCUUUAGACCGCCGCCGUCGAUGAACGUGCCUCAGUUCGUUCCGCUCUCCUCGCUCUCUCCCUCGGCUGAGUUCGAGGCCUACGAACGCGACGAGACGCCCGCCCGCGCGCUGUCCUCCUCGCGCGAGGCGACCGCCAGAGAGCCCAGACUCGGCGCAGGCGCAGCAGACGACUUCGAGUACGACGAUCUCUAG